UUUCUUUUUUUUUUCUUUAUAUUUCUUUAUAGAAAACUCUGCUGGUGCAAUCCAAAGCUCUCUCAGUAUAUUUUUGUUUCAAUACCAUUUAUUCAAAAAACAAAAAAUCAUGGGAAAAGGCCCAGGUCUCUACGGCGAUAUUGGCAAGAAAGCUAGAGAUCUUCUCUAUAAAGAUUACCAGAGCGACCACAAGUUCACUGUCACUACUUAUACCUCAACUGGAGUUGCACUCACUUCAACUGGGAUCAAGAAAGGUGAUCUGUUUUUAGCAGAUGUCAGCGGUCAGCUAAAGAACAAGAACAUCACAACUGAUAUAAAAGUGGACACAAACUCCAAUCUUCUCACAACUAUUACUAUUGACGAACCUGCUCCUGGGCUCAAGACCAUCUUUAGCUUCAAAGUCCCUGAUCAGAGAUCUGGCAAGGUGGAACUCCAGUACCAGCAUGAGUAUGCUGGGAUAAGCACUAGCCUUGGGUUGACUGCAAAUCCCAUUGUUAACUUCUCAGGGGUGAUCGGGAGUAAUGUUGUUUCUCUAGGGACGGAUCUCUCAUUUGAUACUGCUACUGGGAACUUCACUAAAUACAAUGCAGGGUUGAGUUAUACAAAUGCUGACCUGAUUGCUUCUCUGACAGUCAAUGAUAAGGGAGACACCCUUACUGCUUCCUACUACCACACAGUGAGACCAUUGACCAGUACAGCCGUUGGUGCAGAGCUGACCCGUAGUUUUUCAAGCAAUGAAAACACAUUGACCAUUGGCACGCAGCAUGCACUCGACCCCCUGACUACAGUGAAGGCUCGGUUGAACAACUAUGGGAAAGCGAGUGCUCUUAUCCAGCAUGAGUGGCGCCCCAAGUCUCUCUUCACAAUCUCGGGGGAGGUUGAUACGAAGGCAAUUGAAAAGAGCGCUAAGAUUGGAUUGGCCUUGGCUCUCAAGCCCUAGACCAGGCAACUGCUGGUGGUGUGACUGUAUCUCAGUUGUUUUGUUCGUUGCAGAGAGCAAUAAUACACUGAAGGAUGACAGACUUCCCAUCAGUUUCUGUGAUGUGUUUGGGUUUCACAUAGUUGACGGUUAUGGUCUCUUAGAAAAUAAUUCUAAUUGGUGUCAGGCACCAAUUUACUCUUCAAAAUUUUGCAUCCGCCCUCAACAAGAGGGUAUACAUGUUCUGGAGCAGAGUUGCUGCAUUUGGAUAUUUUUGGUUUAACCAUAUUAAAUUUUUUUCUUUUCA
Molecule: messenger RNA, 1226 nt
Organism: Populus nigra (black poplar)
Lineage: Eukaryota; Viridiplantae; Streptophyta; Magnoliopsida; Malpighiales; Salicaceae
Product: mitochondrial outer membrane protein porin of 36 kDa-like
Exons: 6
Coding region: 110-940 (276 amino acids)
Biological process (GO): monoatomic anion transmembrane transport
Cellular component (GO): mitochondrial outer membrane
Molecular function (GO): voltage-gated monoatomic anion channel activity
Source: RefSeq, a predicted model, not a curated record